AAAUAAAUGGAUUCAGAAGACUAUCAUUUCAAGUUCCGCAUUGUGAUUUUAGGUACCAUUCUUAUGUAUGUUAAGGUGAGAAAUCGGUUGGAAAAUCAACCUUUUUAGAUGGUAAAUUAAAUCAUAAAAUUAAAAGUAUUGGCAAUCACCUUUGGCAAGAUAAUAGAAUAAGAAGCAUCAGAUGAAUUAAAUUUGAAGGUAUAAUAAAAUAAAAGUAAAUAAAGACUGUUGGUUAUAUGGAUGAUGACACUCUUUAUAAGAUAGCAUAUUGGGAAAUACCUGGAAAACAUCGUAGUCCUGAUACAUUCUUUCGUUUUUGUUUAGGAGCAACAGCAGCGAUAUAUAUGUUUGAUGGUAAUAUUAGGAAUUGAAUAAGUUAGUUUCUAAAAGAUAAACUUUUGAAAAGAUUGAACAUUGGAUAACUGAAAAUGAGAAAACUGAGAUUCCAGUUAAAGUAUUGAUUGGAAAUAAGAUUGACUUAUAUGCUAGUAAUAAAGGAGGGGUGUCAAAGUCAGAAGCAAUAGGAAUGGCUCGUAAAUAUGGAAUGGAAUAUUUUGAAGUUUGGUAUAAUAUUUAUAUAUAUAAACUAGUUCAAUUGGAGAUACUUCAAUAGCACCAGUUUUUGAUUAUCUAUUUUCUACUAUAAUAGGAUAGAUUCCUAAUCCACCUACUCCUUUAUCAUUGAUGGGUAAAGGUAUCUUAAUUGGAAAGAGAUUACUCAACUCAUCUAAAUAUCAAUUGGUACUAAUAUGAUAACUAAAGUAGGCGCUUUGUGAUAUAGCAUCACUAUAUGAAUGAUAUUAAAAUAA
Messenger RNA from Paramecium sonneborni, 809 nucleotides. Lineage: Eukaryota; Ciliophora; Oligohymenophorea; Peniculida; Parameciidae. The record is from the annotation of a GenBank genome assembly.